CGUCUACGGGCGCACUUUCACUUAAAGAAGUACCUAAAAAAAUGGUUUUAAUCGGCGCUGGUGUUAUUGGACUUGAAUUAGGUUCUGUAUGGAGUCGUUUAGGUACAGACGUAACAUGUGUAGAAUUUUUAUCUCAUGUCGGUGGUAUUGGUAUUGAUAUGGAAAUAAGUAAAGCUUUUCAAAAAAUUCUUACAAAACAAGGUCUCAAAUUUAAACUUGAUACAAAAGUAACUGGAGCAGAAAAAGCUAAUGGAAAUAUUCGUGUUAAUGUUGAAGGUGCUAAAGGUGGUAAUAAUGAAACGCUUGAUUGUGACACUUUACUUGUAUGUAUUGGUCGACGACCUUAUACAAAAGAUCUUGGACUUGAAAGUAUUGGUAUUAAAGUGGAUCAACGUGGUCGAAUUGAAGUUGAUAAAAAUUUUCAGACAUCAUGCAAAGGUGUAUAUGCUAUAGGUGAUUGUAUUCAAGGACCUAUGUUAGCACAUAAAGCUGAAGAUGAAGGAAUUAUUUGUGUAGAAAGUAUUGCAACAGGUCAUGAACCACAUAUAGAUUAUAAUUGUGUACCAAGUGUUAUAUAUACAUAUCCUGAAGUAUCAUGGGUCGGAAAAGCUGAAGAACAAUUAAAAAAAGAAGGAAUUAAAUAUAAAAUUGGUAGAUUUCCUAUGAGUGCUAAUAGUCGUGCUAAAACAAUAAAUGAAGCUGAAGGUUUUGUUAAAGUAUUAUCGGAUGCAAAAACUGACCGAAUACUCGGAGUACAUAUGAUCAAUUCAGUCGCUGGUGAAUUGAUCAAUGAAGCAACAUUAGCUAUGGAAUAUGGAGCCUCAUGUGAAGAUGUAGCACGUGUUUGUCAUGCCCAUCCAACAUGGUCCGAGUCAUUGAAAGAAGCUAGUCUUCAAGCGAGUUUUGGUAAAGCAAUUAAUUUUACCUAA
Messenger RNA from Rotaria sordida, 929 nucleotides. NCBI's taxonomy places the organism in Eukaryota, Metazoa, Rotifera, Eurotatoria, Philodinida, Philodinidae. The record is from the annotation of a GenBank genome assembly.